Messenger RNA from Anthonomus grandis grandis, 655 nucleotides. RefSeq lists its product as uncharacterized. The record is from RefSeq and is a predicted model, not a curated record. The transcript has 8 exons. NCBI's taxonomy places the organism in Eukaryota, Metazoa, Arthropoda, Insecta, Coleoptera, Curculionidae. Bases 66 to 599 code for a protein of 177 amino acids.
CCGUUUUCGAAAUGAUAUAUUUACUCAGUUACAAUUUCUGUGCUACUCCCAGUUGAUAGCCAGUCAUGUUUUCCUUAACGUUGUGUCUUGCUCUCGUUGUCCUCUGCUAUCCAGCAGGUGCUGCCUAUGGUCAUUAUCAUCCCAGACUUAUAGUGGACUCAAAUGAUAGAUCCGAUUCAGUGACCAUCUACCGAGCUGCAAAAAAUCUUUUGGAUAACUUGCAAAACCAUAAAGACGGAAACGAUAAUACUAAUGGUGAUUCCCAUAUUUUCUGGAAGUCGUCGAGAAAUAACAGGUUUCCAAAUUAUCUUAGGAAUGGCUUCUGGAAAAAAAGAGUACCGUCGCAAAGAAAGUCAAAAACUAUAGACGAUUUGUUACCCUGGCACCCUCUACCUCCACCACAGGGGAUUUUCAAGCCUCUUGGAGAACCAGUGCUAACAGAAGAGGUCCAGAAACUCUUGAAGGAUUUUAACACUGAAUUGGGAUACGCGAUUGGUAUUCUACUGCAGGCCGUUGCUAAUUCGGUGCCAAAAUAUAUUUUUAAAGGGGUCGUACCGGAGGAGCUUCUAAAACUUAUGCCUAAACCUAUCAUAGUGUAGAUAAAAAUAGAGUUAUUCGUAAUAGAAAUUCAUUAAAAUAAACUGUGCAUCAGAAA